AUGCAACACCCCAUCCCCUUUCGCCAGCUCCAGCUCCAGCUCCGUCGCAAACCAUCAUCCCCCUCGCGGCCGGCAACGAUCUCACCGCAUCCCUCGUUAAUCGGGUACCUGACGACAUCAUCACCCGUUGUUCAGGCUACGCAUAUCGAACCCCGGGCGCAGCCGCUCUCACCGAUCAAAUCAGCUGAUCUGCAAACAUUGACACAGACGCAAUCCGCACCUGUCGACGUGCCCGCAAUAAUCGAGCCUCCCGGUGUCUAUCAACCUGCCACUCCCAACAACAAGCGAUUGCCAGUUUCUAGCAGAGUCGCGCACAUAUUUCCAACCCGGCCCGAAGCGCCCUCCCCAACCAUUGUCAGCACUCCACCGACUCCCGACUCUCCAUCACACAAGAGGUCGACCUCGACCACCCCUGUCAGUCCGAGUGCUGAUGGCCCCAAUUCUCCGCGAUCUGAAGCUCACAAGAGGAGCACAUCGGCUUCUGCGGCAGUAGGACCUAGCAAGCUCUCCAGCAUUUCGGCAUCGCCUUUAUCGCCAACGGCAGAAGACGGUGGACCUGACCCUGGUAGUGCUACUGGUACCGGUUUUUUCUCGUCCAUGUUCUCGGCUGCCCAAAGCGCAGCAACGAAUUUGAGCACAAACAUACAGAAUUCUGGACUCGGAAUUGUUAGCAACAAACCGCGGCCGGCCCCGGGAAAGCAGCAACAAACCCCGGAAACUCCAGAUCCUUCCAGGCAAGAUCCUGAGCCGGUAACAGCACUAUCACCUAAAAUGGACCAGAGAGAUUCCACGUUGCGAACGAUUGGGACGGGUGAUCUCAGCCUGAGCCAGCUCGGCAUUGACGAAACGUCCAGCCCGAUUGGCUCACCUUCCACGGCCAAGUUUGCUGAUGCAGACACACGAGCUCGUUCUGAAUCUGCGCCAGUAGACACCCAGCUAAGUGGCGAGGAAACGCUGAACGAAGAGCCCUCCAGUCGGCCACGGUCAUUUAGUGAGGCACAGGAUGGGGAAGCCAGCCCGAUCGUGGCUGAUUUUGACGACAAGGGCCUUGGCCGCAGUGCCAGCGUCCGAACAGCGAGCCAAGCAUAUCAUAGAAGGGGAAACUCGAACGGGAUAGGUGGCAGCACUGUGACCCUCGGCGCGCCACCCCCAGGGAAUGGCCUUCCUACUUCCAACUCGAAUUUUAGUACACCCAAGCUCACUGGAUUCGCGAUUGCGAGCAAGAAGCGGAAUCGCGAUUUCCAUGCGAUAUUCAAAAGCGUCCCCGAUAACGAUUACCUGAUUGAGGAUUACAGCUGCGCUUUGCAGAGAGAGAUCCUUGCUCACGGUCGUCUCUACGUCUCGGAGGGCCAUCUCUGCUUCAGCAGUAACAUUCUUGGCUGGACAACUACUUUGGUGAUGAGCUUUGACGAAAUUGUAUCCAUGGAGAAGAGAAGUACGGCCCUCCUUUUCAAAAAUGGUCUUAUGAUUUCUACAUUGCACUCGAAACAUGUAUUUGCAAGUUUCACCAGCCGAGAUGCGACAUAUGAUCUAAUUGUGAAUAUCUGGAAAUUGGGCCAUCCCACUUUGACCAGCACACUAAACGGGGUUCGCUUGGAGGGAACAGGAGGCGACAAGACCGAGAAGGAAGACUCUGUAAAACCAUCGCAGUUGGAGACUGAACCCCAAGAAGAGUCGGAUAGCGAGGAGAGCAGUGAUGACGAAGGUGACGAAUUUUAUGAUGAAGAGGAGCAUGAAGAAGCUCCUGUCAAUGCUCCAGUAGAACCCAGCGGUGAAGGGGAGGUCGAGAGGGCGGUGACAAGGAAAGCAUCGGGGAUGACAACAGGAACUGUUGUCACCACUGCGCCACAAGGCAAGGACGGUGCUUCUCCAAACGGACCUGCCGAUUUCCCCGGUCCACUGACGCAUGCCCCUACAGAGUGUGGUGAUGCUGGGACUCACUACGAUAGGGUGGUCGGCGAUGAUGUGAUCCAGGCUCCUCUGGGCCAGGUUUAUGGCAUCAUAUUCGGCCAAGCAUCAGCUACGUGGAUGGUCAAGUUCUUGACCGAAAAUCAGAAAGGAACCGAGCUCCAAUUUGAGGAUAAGAAAGGUCUCAGCCUUGAUAACAAGAGCCGGACAUAUACAUUCAUCAAGCCACUAUAUGGUUCUAUAGGGCCGAGGCAAACCCGGUGUACGAUUACAGAAACAGUGGACAACCUUGAUUACGACAAGGCAGUCAACCUCAGCGUUUCAACGCAAACCCCUGAUGUCCCAAGCGGCAACGUCUUCGCGGUCAAGACCAAGUAUUGUCUUUCUUGGGCAGAGAAUAACGCAACCCGUGUGCAGAUCAAUUGCACAAUCGAAUGGAGCGGCAAGAGUCCGAUUGAGAAAGGAGCCAAUGACGGACAAACACAGUACUGCAAAGAGCUGUUUGCUGCCAUCAGGUCCACCAUUUCAUCUAGAGGACGGUCAGGAACGGGCUCGAAUGGAGCGACAGCCAAGCCGAAGAAGAAGAGCAAGAAGAAUAAGAUCAACCAACUUGCUUCCGAAUCUGCCGAAAAGGGAAGCGUCCCUCAACCCGACACCAAGCAAAGCUGGGGUGCACUCGAGCCUAUCCGGGUGGUGGCGGAGCCGCUCUCAGAUAUCAUCAAACCCCUUCUCACAGGAAAUGUCAUGUAUGGUCUCUUGGUCGGCUUGUUGGUGUCAAGUUGGUUUGGGUUUGGCUUGACACCCGGGAGGAACCAUCCUGGUAAUGGCAUCGGUUUGGACGGGCCCGACCGUCUGAUUGCGUACGAGGAGAUCUGGAGGCGAGAGGACAGCGAGCUUUGGGAUUGGUUAGAGGAACGAGUUGGACUGGAGCGAUUGCAUGAUGCGGGAGGCAAUCCUCGUAAGAGGGCAACGCAACCGCGGGUGUUUGAGCAGAAGAUGAGGGCGGAUCGGAUGGACGCCAGAGAAGUCGAAGAGGCGAUGAGGGUGACUGAGGAGAAACUACGGAUCCUGCAAGAGGCGGUGGAUAGGGCGAACCAGGCCCCUAUCAAGAGCAGCUGA
Clonostachys solani is the source of this 3027-nucleotide messenger RNA. NCBI's taxonomy places the organism in Eukaryota, Fungi, Ascomycota, Sordariomycetes, Hypocreales, Bionectriaceae. The record is from the annotation of a GenBank genome assembly.